This is a messenger RNA of Glycine soja, 1477 nucleotides long. Its product is annotated as fructose-bisphosphate aldolase 6, cytosolic-like. Gene Ontology annotation, biological process: glycolytic process; fructose 1,6-bisphosphate metabolic process. Gene Ontology annotation, cellular component: cytosol. Gene Ontology annotation, molecular function: fructose-bisphosphate aldolase activity. The coding region runs from base 118 to 1194 and encodes 358 amino acids. The record is from RefSeq and is a predicted model, not a curated record. The transcript has 3 exons. Lineage: Eukaryota; Viridiplantae; Streptophyta; Magnoliopsida; Fabales; Fabaceae.
AUAUAAAUAAAUCUUCAUACAUCUCCUUUCCCACUUGUCUUCUCUGCUUUCGAAACAACACUCACAAAACAAAGCCUUCUUUUUCUUGUGUGAUCUCACAAGCCCCUAAAAGCCACCAUGUCUUCCUUCAAGAGCAAAUACCAAGAUGAGUUGAUUGCCAAUGCUACUUAUAUUGGCACCCCAGGAAAGGGUAUCCUUGCAGCUGAUGAGUCAACCGGCACAAUUGGGAAACGUUUGGCGAGCAUCAACGUGGAGAAUGUUGAAACAAACAGGCGCAUUCUUCGUGAGCUCCUAUUCACUGCUCCCGGUUGUCUUGAGUGCCUCAGUGGUGUCAUCUUGUUUGAGGAAACCCUCUACCAAAAAUCAGCUGCAGGAGUACCCUUCGUGGACAUACUGAAGAAAGGAGGAGUUCUCCCGGGCAUCAAGGUAGACAAGGGCACCGUUGAGCUCGCCGGAACAAACGGCGAAACCACCACCCAAGGCCUCGACGACCUCGCCCAGCGCUGCAAGAAGUACUACGAAGCCGGCGCAAGGUUCGCCAAAUGGCGCGCAGUGUUAAAGAUAGGUCCAAACGAGCCCUCUCCGCUCUCCAUCCACGAGAACGCCAACGGGCUUGCUCGCUACGCGGCCAUCUGCCAAGAAAACGGCCUUGUACCCAUCGUGGAGCCCGAGAUCCUCUCCGAUGGGCCCCACGACAUUGCGAAAUGCGCCGACGUAACGGAGCGUGUGCUGGCCGCGUGCUACAAGGCCCUAAACGACCACCACGUGCUCCUCGAAGGCACGCUGUUAAAGCCCAACAUGGUAACCCCUGGGUCCGAGGCGGCACGUGUGACGGCUGAGGUCAUAGCGGAGCAUACGGUGAGGGCGCUGCAGAGGACCGUGCCUCCCGCAGUUCCGGCGAUCGUGUUUCUCUCCGGGGGACAGAGUGAGGAAGAGGCGACGGUGAAUUUGAACGCGAUGAAUCAACUGAAGGGGAAGAAGCCGUGGUCGUUGACUUUCUCUUAUGGGAGGGCGCUGCAGCAGAGCACGCUGAAGGCGUGGGGUGGAAAGGACGAGAAUAUCCCCAAGGCGCAGAGCGCGUUGCUUGUGAGGUGCAAGGCGAAUUCGGAGGCUACUCUCGGAACUUAUAAGGGGGAUGCCACGCUUGGGGAAGGGGCUUCUGAGUCACUUCAUGUUAAGGAUUAUAAGUACUGAGAGGUCUGAGAUUGUUUUUUUUUUGGAAUGGAAUUGUUUCUUUCUUUCUUUUUUUGAACUGUUUUGUAGGUUUAUGGAUAUUCUCGGUCGUAGGUGGUAAUGUGAGAAUAAUAAUGGCUUUAGCUGCUGCUGCUGCAUUGGCCUGAUCGGCGUUUACUUUUUUUCUUUCUUUUACUAUGUUAUUUUGUUAUUCUAUUUUUACACUGCUUAAUCUAUUUUUUAUAUUAGAAACCAAGAAAAAUGUACUACUUCUAAAUUCUGAGUGCACUGUUUCUUCGAAUCC